Molecule: messenger RNA, 1761 nt
Organism: Paraglomus brasilianum
Lineage: Eukaryota; Fungi; Glomeromycota; Glomeromycetes; Paraglomerales; Paraglomeraceae
Source: the annotation of a GenBank genome assembly
AUGGCCAGCACUUCUAAUGACAAAGAAACAGAAAUACCACCACAGCCAUUGCAGCCCUCAUUGAAACAGUCGAGUAUUUCUGAAAAACAAGAGCAGAUUGUCAUCUCAGAAAACCCAGUCGGCAUUGAAGGGGAAAGAAUUGAGCGAGGAUCUAAUUUAUAUAUUUCUCUGACAAUAGUUGACGAGAAACAACAAAUUAAAGAGAAUGCUGGCACAUCGGCACCAGCAAACAAAGUAAAGGAUGUUGUUCGGCAGCAGAACCUAGAGAAAAAGUCUUCAUACAAGAAAGAUAAUACUUCAUUUGAUUUCAACCGCUUUCUUGAGCAAAUGAAGCAUAAAAGUACACAAAGCAUUGCAAAAUAUGUAAAAAGUUUUGAAAAAGAAUUUGCACGAAAGCCGUGGACUGUCAAUGAACAAAUCAAGAUUAUCCACGACUUCUUGGAGUUUAUAACUUUGAAAAUGCGGGAGACUGAGAUGUGGCAAAAUUCGUCCGAGCAAGAGUUUGAAAAUGCCCGAGAAGGGAUGGAGAAAUUGGUCAUGAAUCGAAUAUUCACAUUAACAUUUACUCCAGCAAUAAAGGGGCCUGUGACAACCGAUGACAGAGAGCGGGAUGAUAUAUUACAUCAGAGAAUUCAAAUAUUUCGUUGGGUCAGAGAGCAGCACUUGGAUAUUCCCAUUACACGCAACAAUGAAUCAUUUCUCAAUUUUGCCAAAUCAGAACUCUUAAAAAUUAAUAAUUAUAAAGCACCGCGGGAUAAACUUAUUUGUAUAUUGAAUUGUUGUAAAGUCAUAUUUGGAUUAUUAAGACUUGUCGACGAAGAUGAAGGUGCUGAUAAGUUCUUACCAGUACUUAUCUUUGUUGUAUUACGAGCCAAUCCACCCGAUUUAGUAUCAAACGUUCAAUACAUUUCGCGAUUCCGCAAUCCAGACAAGCUUGUAUCUGAGGCUGGAUAUUACCUGUCGAGCUUGAUGGGGGCUAUUUCAUUCAUUGAAAAUAUGGACGAAUCGUCUCUUUCAAUAACGAAAGAAGAGUUCGACAAUAACAUCGAAAUAACGAUGAAAGAACUCGAACGCGAACGCCCAAAACCAGAAGAAAACGAUUCAGUCCUUACAUACGAUAACGUCGUCCAUCCAAGAUCUACACAAUCAACAAAAUCCCCACUAUUAAACUCUGCUCAAGCAAAGGCAUUUUUAGAAAAAGGUAGCAACUUUGCCCAGCGGACAAUUCAAAAGCCGUUGAAUAUGAUGAACAAAUUCCUCUCCGAAAUCGCAAACGACCUCCAAGAUACUCCCCUAGCACCCCCUACCCCACCCCGACCAUCCUCUAACACUCUCGACAUUCGCUCCUCCUCAAAUAUAUCCCCACGCAGCCUCUCCCCACACGGACAACCUUCGUCAUUCCCACAAGGAGCAGAUGGAAGCAACGCAACGGUUCCUGCUCAACGAAGACAAAGGACACUCUCCGACUCGUCCCAUUCUUCAAGAACGUCCAAUGAUUUUUCCGACGUACAGACUGAAGUGGCAAGAAUUAGUGAGGCAGAAUAUAGAACAAAUAUGGAAACGCUAAGGGUAAUGUUUCCAAAUGUGGACCCCGAUGUGUGUGAAGUUGUGUUUCAGGUGAACGAGUGUAGAUUAUAUGCCGCUAUUGAGAAGUUGUUAGAGAUAUCAGAUCCGACUAGGAAUGAUGGUGAAUAUUAUAAUAGCAUUAGUGGCCAAGGUGGAGAUCCGGAGAAGGACGAAUUAUAUACAGCUGCCACAUGA